AUGAAGGUGGAGGCCGCGACGCUGACGCGAAAGGUCGGGGCCGCCGUGGUCUCCCUGGGCUUCCUCAAGGUUCUGGCAUCGCGGAUUCAUGAAUGGUUUGAGACGCCGAAGCGACCCUAUGGCGAUGGAUCUGUGGGCAGCGCGUACGACGAUUGGACGAGAGAAGGCGUCUUGGAGCACUACUGGGGAGAGCACAUCCACAUGGGCUCCUACACCCCAAUGGACAAGCAGAGUGGCUACCGCAAGAAGGAUCCCUUCUUCCUAGCGCUCUUCAGGGCGACCUUCGGCCGCCUCAAGGACUUCAAAGAGGCGAAGAUCGAUUUCACCAACGAGAUGAUCGACUGGAGCCGUGCCACAGCACCGAAGAAGAUUCUGGACGUAGGUUGCGGCAUUGGCGGGUCGUCCAGGAUCUUAGCCAAGCGCUUCCCAGAUGCCGAGGUCCUUGGCAUCACGCUGUCCCCGCAGCAGGCGGAGCGCGCGGGCAAGCUCGCCAAGGAGCAGGGCCUCACCAACGUCCGAUUCCAGGUCAUGGACGCGCUGAACAUGGAGUUCGAAGAUAACACCUUCGACAUGGUCUGGGCGUGUGAGUCGGGCGAGCACAUGCCAGACAAGAAGAGGUACGUCGAGGAGAUGUCCCGAGUCCUCGCGCCCAAGGGCAAUAUGGUAGUUGCCACGUGGUGCGAAAGGGAUCCAGUUCCCAUCUUCACCGCAGAGGAGAGGAAGACCCUCAACUUCCUCUAUGCGGAGUGGACACAUCCGUACUUCAUCUCCCUCAACAAGUACAAGGAGUACCUGGAAGGAACUGAGCUGCUGGAGGAGGUCGACACGGCUGACUGGACUGAGCAGACGCUGCCGGCGUGGCGCCACUCCGUGUGGGUCGGUGUUUGGUCGCCCUGGUACUGGAUCAAAGUCACCUUGAGGAAAGGCCCCGGUGCAUUCAUUGGUUUCCUGCGCGAGGUCUACACCCUGGAGAAGUUCCACAAGUCCAUGGUCAGUGGCCUGAUGGUCUACGGCAUGAUGCGGGCCGUGAAGAAGUAG
Messenger RNA from Symbiodinium natans, 1038 nucleotides. Lineage: Eukaryota; Dinophyceae; Suessiales; Symbiodiniaceae. The record is from the annotation of a GenBank genome assembly.